AUGGCGACACAGGAUCCCUCGCAGAUCGUGCAGCUUGUGCACGACUUGGAGGCGGCUUGCAAACAGAGCAAGAACAACAAGAAACGACCCUUCACGUGCAAGAAGACGACCUUCGCAGUCGCAGGCACGAAAAAUGUCACCGUGGACUCCUGGAAAUUCAUGGAUUGGGAUUACAAGCGUUCAGACCUGCCUACCUAUGCGCGAGGCCUGUUUACAACGCGGCGGAAAGAUGGUGUCCCCGAAAUCGCAGUGCGCGGGUACGAUAAGUUUUUCAACGUGGACGAGACCAACAACACCCAGUGGAGGAAUAUUGAGAACAAGACACGGGGCCCAUAUGAGCUCAGUGUGAAGGAGAAUGGAUGUAUCAUCUUUAUCUCUGGUAUGGAGGACGACAAAUUGCUGGUGUGCAGCAAGCACUCAACUGGGGUUCGCGAGGACACCAAUGUGAGCCAUGCGAUGGCAGGCGAGCGAUGGGUGGAAAGACAUGUCGCAACAGUUGGCAAGUCUUCAAAGGAACUUGCAAGGACUUUGCGGCAAAUGAAUGUUACGGCCGUUGGUGAGCUGUGUGAUGACAGCUUUGAGGAGCACGUUCUGGCCUACGAUGACGCUGCGGCCGGCAUCUACCUCCACGGUCUUAAUUAUAACCAGCCCAACUUUGCUACACACUCGUCAGAUAAGGUCCACGAGUUCGCAGAUGCAUGGGGAUUCAAGAAGGCCAAGUUUGUGGUCUACGAUGAUAUCGAGUCCGUGCGCAAGUUCUUAGAAGAAUGCGCUGAAACAGGAACCUGGGAUGAUCGUGAGACCGAGGGUUUUGUGAUUCGAUGCCAACUGAGCGAGGGCGGUAAUGCGGCCUUUCAGGACUGGUUCUUCAAAUACAAAUUUGAGGAGCCGUAUCUGAUGUAUCGCCAAUGGCGUGAGUGCACAAAAGCCGUCAUCUCAGGGAAGAUGCCCAAGAUCAAGAAGCAUGAAAAAAUCACCGAAGAAUAUCUCCAAUUUGCACGUCGAAUAUUCAUCAAGGAGCCCCAUCUCGCGCGCGAGUACAACCACAACCACGGCAUCAUCUCUUUACGUGAGGCAUUCUUAAAAGAACGAGGUUUGAAGGGAUCAGAGAUCAUCGCGAUGGAGGAAGAGCAGGUGAAGGGCAAGGAUACCACUAAGAACGUGAUUCUCACUCCGAUCGCUUCUCUAGGAUGUGGGAAGACCACGGUGGCGCUGGCCCUUGUGCACCUCUUCGGGUGGGGCCAUAUUCAGAAUGACGAUAUUCCCAAACAGAAGGGGAAGCCGAAGAAAUUUGCAUUCGAGAUCACCAAGGCCAUGGCGACUCAGCCCGUCGUGAUCGCCGACCGCAAUACUCACCAGCGGCGGGAACGGAAGCAACUCAUGGACGAUGUUUAUCCUGUAAUUCCGGAUGCCCAGUUCGUCGCUUUGCACUAUGUUCACGAGCCCAAAGAAGAGAUGUUUUCCUCCAUCAAGGAGGUUACUCGGAGGCGAGUGCUAGACCGUGGCGAUAACCAUCAGACCAUUCGGGCCGGUACGAAGCAACGAGAUGAGAUCAUUGGCAUCAUGGACGGAUUUCUGCAGCGCUUCGAGGGCAUCGACACCAACCGCGCCCCCGAUAUGAACUUCGACCAUGUCAUCGACCUAGAUGUCUGCGCCUCCUCGCGCGAGAAUCUCGAGACCAUAGUUGCCGCCCUGCAUGCCGCCUACCCUCGACUAGUGCCCAACAUGCCUACCAGCGAAGACUUGGACGCCGCCAUCAAUGCCGCGAUUGGCGACUACGAGGUCCAGCAAGAUCUGAGCUACGGGUACGACAAGAAACAAGGCGGCAAGAGUCCCUCGCAAGGGAACGAUCUGGCCCCUGCCAUCCUCGCGCGGAAAAUCGAGUAUUUUAGCAUUUCCGUUCCAACCUCUGCCAUCAUCACCACCCUCCACUCCCUAUUUGGCAACAGCGCCCCAGAGGCAGCCCGCCUCUACCACCAACUUGUCAACACCCGGCGAGUGCAGGCCGCCUUCCACGUCACCCUGAUCCACCGGGCCUCCAAGAAAGAUCAGGGCGAUAUCUGGGACCGCUAUGCAAAGCAGUACAUCGACGUGCUCACGAAGAACCCGACCGAAGACGCAGUGAAGAGCCCGCCCAUUCUAGGCGCCGCGCGCGUGCGACUGGAGCGGCUGAUCUGGGACAAGCGCAUCAUGGCAUUUGUUGUGCGGAUCCUCCCAAGCACAGAGGACUCGAGCGACGAAUCGUCUUUCCCCUGCGCGAACGCGAUUCCGCAUAUCACGGUGGGCACGGCGUCGCCGGACGUCAAGCCGAAGGAGAGCAAUGAUCUCCUACAGCGGUGGCACGAAGUCGGGUCUGGUGGGGAGACGGGGAUUUUCGAGGCCGAAGUGCCUGGAGUGAAGACGGUUGAGGGGGCAGUGAAGGUGGUGAUGAUGCGCGGGAAGUAUUGA
This is a messenger RNA of Penicillium macrosclerotiorum, 2448 nucleotides long. RefSeq names its product tRNA ligase. Gene Ontology annotation, cellular component: nuclear inner membrane. The transcript has a single exon. The coding region runs from base 1 to 2448 and encodes 815 amino acids. Gene Ontology annotation, molecular function: ATP binding; phosphoric diester hydrolase activity; RNA ligase (ATP) activity. The record is from RefSeq and is a predicted model, not a curated record. Gene Ontology annotation, biological process: tRNA splicing, via endonucleolytic cleavage and ligation. Lineage: Eukaryota; Fungi; Ascomycota; Eurotiomycetes; Eurotiales; Aspergillaceae.